Messenger RNA from Frieseomelitta varia, 908 nucleotides. It is a transcript of the gene Uch, whose product is annotated as ubiquitin carboxyl-terminal hydrolase. The transcript is spliced from 7 exons. Gene Ontology annotation, cellular component: cytoplasm. Gene Ontology annotation, biological process: ubiquitin-dependent protein catabolic process; protein deubiquitination. Gene Ontology annotation, molecular function: cysteine-type deubiquitinase activity. Bases 105 to 812 code for a protein of 235 amino acids. The record is from RefSeq and is a predicted model, not a curated record. Lineage: Eukaryota; Metazoa; Arthropoda; Insecta; Hymenoptera; Apidae.
GUAACUGCCUUGAUAAAAAUUUGGAAAGUAUUUACAAUAAACUAAAAGAUUAAAGUGUUAAACUUCUAAUUUGCCGAUAUCUCUUAGAAUUGACAAAAUUCACCAUGCCGUCUUGGAUACCGAUGGAAUCUAAUCCAGAGGUUAUGACAAAGUUUUUACAUAAAUUAGGUGUAUCGAAAGAUUGGUCUGUGGUUGAUGUUUACGGCCUAGAACCUGAUUUAUUAGCACUUGUACCUAAACCAGUCGCUGCUGUUAUUUUACUUUAUCCUUUAUCUAAAGAGGUCAGAGAUCAUUUAUAUUCAGAUGAGAGCUUAGAAGACAAAAAGGAAGAUGCAAGCACUUGUGAAGAUACAGAAGUUUUUCAUAUGAAACAGUAUAUUCAUAAUGCUUGUGGUACAAUUGCAUUAAUCCACAGUGUUGGCAAUAAUCGAGACAUCAUAGAUCUUCAGAAUGGUUUUUUAAAAACCUUCCUAGAUAAGGCAAAGAAUCUUUCUUUUGUGGAAUGUGGAAAACUUUUGAUGGAGUCAGAUGGCAUUAGUAUCACUCAUAAAGAUGUAGCACAAGAAGGUCAAACAGAGGUACCAAGUGAUGAAGCACAAGUGUAUCAUCAUUUUGUAGCAUUUGUACACAAAAAUGGAAUUUUAUAUGAAUUAGAUGGACGUAAAUCUCCUCCUAUUAAUCAUGGUCCAACUAGUCCAGAAACACUGUUAGAAGACGCAGCACGCGUUUGUAAAGAAUAUAUGGCUCGUGAUCCAGAAGAAAUGUGCUUUACAGUUCUUGCUCUUGCUAAUAGUGAUGCAGCAGCAUUGUAACUUAUUACAUAUGAUGUAACAUAUGUGCUUUUUUUGUUCAAAUAAUUUAUUUUAUGUUGUAUAGUUACUUCUAUAUUACAUUUAUUAACAUCUGCU